GAUUGCAAAACGGAGUGAGGCUUUUGCAGUGCGACCCUGUCCCAUGCUGCUCCCUCCUCUCAGGGGAUGGCCAAGGUCCAGGAUGGACACACGAACGCAUGUGACAGCUCUGCAAUGUUAGAGGAGAGCCAAGAUGGUAUGGACAGUGGUACCCUAAGUCCUGCCUCAGCUCGACAGGUCACCAUCCAACGCCACCCGACUCAAGGCUUCGGCUUCAUUGCAGGCAGCCAGAGGCCUGUCAUUGUACGCUCCGUCUCUGCUGACGGCCCCUCCUUUGGCAAGCUUCUUCCCGGAGACCAGAUCUUGGCCAUUAACGAGGAGACGGUGAGCGACGCGCCCCGAGAGAGAGUCAUAGACCUUGUAAGACGCUGCAAAGACACUAUAGUUCUCACUGUGCUGCAGCCCCAUCAGUCACCUAAGUCUGCCUUCAUAAGUGCAGCCAAAAAGGCCCGCCUGCGAACUAACCCGCCUAAAGUGCGCUUUUCAGAGCAAGUGUCCAUCAGCGACCCAGACUCAACAAUGCUCAAGGACGACUCCUUGCUACUCAUACCAAAUGUGUUGAAGGUGUUCUUGGAGAAUGGACAGAUUAAGUCCUUUACGUUUGACAGCCGUACCACUGUUAGGGAUGUGAUCUCCUCCCUGCAGGACCGCCUCUCACUGCGAUACAUUGAGCACUUUGCCUUAGUACUGGAGGCAGGUGGUCUGGACCAGAAUCAGAGGUUGCAUCUGCUGCAGGAGAACCAGCCUCUGACACAUGUGGUGCACAGAACCUAUUUCCAGGGGAUGAAGUGUCUGUUCCGCAUCUGCUUCUUCCCCAAGGACCCUGCGGACCUGCUGAGAAGGGACCCUGCUGCAUUUGAGUACCUCUACAUACAGAGUCGCAAUGACGUCAUCAAGGAGCGUUUUGGCAUGGACUGGAAAUCUGACGUCACGUUACGUUUGGCUGCGCUCCAUAUCUACAUCACUGUGUCCUCUGCAAGGCCCAAUCAGAAAAUCUCUCUCAAGCAUGUUGAAAAAGAAUGGGGACUAGAGCCUUUCCUACCCCUCACUCUCCUUCCGACAGUCAAGGAGAAGAAUGUGUGUAAGACUCUGUCUCAGUUGCUGAAGACCUACCAACAUCCGCCACCAUCGGGCAACAAGGUCCCUCCUCUCCAAGGAAAGCUGCAGUACAUGCGUGUUCUCAAUGACCUCCCACCUUUUGGAGGAAUAUUGUUCCAAACAGUUGGACUGGAUGAAAAACAAUCAGCUACAACACUACUUGUGGGUCCUCGACAUGGCAUUAGUCACGUGAUUGACCUGAAAAACAACCUCACAACAGUUCUGGCCGAGUUCAGUAGGGUUGCCAAGAUCCAGCUCUACAGAGAGAGCCAAGGAGUGGCUCGUGUGGAGCUGACAAUCCAUGAGGCCAAGCCCCUGGUCCUACUCAUGGAAUGGCCUGAUGCCAGUAACUUUGCGUGCCUCAUCUCUGGCUACUACAAGCUGUUUGUAGACCCUAAACGGACCAUCUACUUCCGAACCCCUGGUCAGUCUCAGCUGACCAAGGCAGAUUACAGAAGCUCCCACCAUGCCCACCCACGCUCUGGGGCAACCAGCUUGCCAAGUGGAGGUCGGAGAGGGGACGAGAGGGAAAGCUCGCACAGGGAGUCAGGGUCUUCAAGGGCCCUAGUUCCGGCAGAGCCUCAGCAUCUAGGACUUUGUCAUGUCCACCUUCAAGAACAACAACAAUUUCAAGACCUCCAAACACAAGCUGAAGCUGAACUUGACAUCAAUGAGAACUUUAUUUCUCAAGAGCCCCGUGGGCGACCUCGCACCAAGUCAGACCCAACCCAGCAGAGUACAGAGGAAAUAGCUGGAGUUUUAGAGAGCCCGGUAGUGGAGAAUGCAGGAUUUAGAAUUCGAGCCCAAACAAUGGGUCAAUCCCAGAAAAACUCACGAUACUUCUGUGACUCGUGCAAAGCCAGGCUGAGGGCAGACGGUCUGUCAGCAGCAGCGAUCAGUAGUGGGAGCUCUGGGAAACACUGCUCUAGUGCUUGUGCCUCCCGAGAUGGCGGCGCUGUUGACCUCAUGGCUCUUCCGCCCCCAGGGAAUGAAGAGGAGGAUGAGGAGGCAGAUGGUGGAGGUGAGAAACUGCAACCACCACCACCUGCUAUUGCUGCCCCACCACCUGGAUUCAGGGACAACAGUUCAGAUGAGGAUGACCCAAAGAGGGGAAGGAAAGCUCGAACCAACGCCAGUCCAGCAGUCGCCUCUGGGAAGCUAGCCCAAGCCAAGGAAGAUGUGCCUGUGACACUGAUUGAUAAUGUGACCACAAGAACAGUCCGAGAUCAUGCCCAGGAGCUUGAUGAUGCUCUGGUGUCCACCUUACAGGCGCUAGAGGCUUUGGCAGCUUCUGAAGACUACCCCCAUCACCCUCAACAGCCAACACAGACUGCAGGGCUGAUUGUCUUAGCGGCCAUUACACCUGAGUCAUCAUUGGACUCAGGCCACGAGACCAACUCCUCUGAGCUGACAGAUGUUUCUGAGAUGGUGUCGGCUAUGAAACAGAACCAGAACCAGGCCUAUCUGCUGGCUCACCAUAUCAACAAGGAACGUAUUCUCUGCCGCCGUGACUUUCCCCUGGCUAUUCCUGGCUGCACUGCAAAAACCAUAGGGACUGGGGCCUUCUCUGUGGGUCAGAUCCGUGCUGGCUGUCCACCCAAGCAAGUAAUCCUCAGCAAGACUGUUCCCUUUAAAGUCAGUCCCAGUCAAGACUCAGCAAUACUCAGUGUUGUGACAGAGCAAGGGGGCAAUCAAGACACUGCUCAGACUGAACAGAAAGCAGAAAUGAAAGCAAACUCUGAGUCCACCAAAGCAAACACCCCUGAGCCCCCUUCUAGGUCACCCGAAGAACUUAAAGUCUCUGACGCUUCACUGACAACUCAAGUCAGUAAAGACCAGAAGUUAUCAAAUUCUUCUGGAGAGACACUGUGCCAAAAUAUUUCUGAGGGUGUAAAGGGGAAAACAACAGCACCUCUUAAUAAAGACCCUUGCAACAAAGCCUUACCAAUCCUCUUGCCUGUGGAUAGAACUGCCUCUGCCAAGAUUUCCCCCACAAAAAUGUGCCAAGAUGCCGAGACUGCCUCUAGCGAGACCAUGAAGCCUUCAAGCUCCACAGAACUUCUGCCAGUAGACGACCUUUUCUGCACAUGCCCAGUACAACAGGAGCCUGGGCCUCAACUAAGACUAAAAGACCCACAGGUUCAGAAGGUAGUGGUGUUUCAAUCUUCCUCCCCCACAGAUGAUGAGCGUCUUCGGGCCAAGGGCCUUCAGCUGGCUAGCAGCAAAGAGAAUGCAGUUAGAGUAGGAGCAGAUACCAGUUUGGCAAAACCCAGCGCUCAAAUACAAACCAAGUACUCCCCUCGUUUACCUGUAAAAGCAGAGAGAAAAGAAGCAGCUGAAAGUAAGACUGAGGGUUCCCAGGCCAAAUCCCACCCUGAGUCACAGAAAUGCUCCAUUAAAUCCUUACCUAUUUUAGAUGAUCCAACAACACCUAGUCCAUCUGUGGAAAUGGUCUCCACUCUCCCAGCCAGAGACUCAAAGAAGCAAGGCAGUGGUAAGGGGAAGUCCCAACGCAGUGCCCCUUUCUUGAGCUUUAGAAACCUUCUUUCAGCCACGUUCCCAGCAAGAAUGAGAAGAGAAACAGAUGAGCGAAGGGCUCAGUUGCAGAAGGUCCGCCAGUAUGAGCUAGAGUUCUUAGAGGAGCUGCUGAAACCCAAGUCAUCCCAGGGAGAAUUUUUGCCCCAGGGAUCUUCACCAGUGCCCUCAGGCACUCCCUGUGCCUGCCAGCUCCGCACCAGCCCUGUCCUGAAGGCACCAGGUAUCUCCAGGGAGCAGAGACGCAGCUGUGACUGUAAGCGAAUGUGCAGGGGCAUGCGACUACCUGAUACACCAGUUGGCUCAACAACAGAGACACAACACAGAGGCAGAGAGAGAACUAUUUCAAAAACCCCUCCAGCAGUCUCCAAAGCCCCUCACACCCAAGGUGCUACAAGGAGACCUCAGACCUUAGAGAUCAAGACCACAAGAAUACGCUCUACCAGCCUUGAGUCAAGAGAGCCAAGGGGAGAGCAGGGCUCCUGCUUGCCCACUUGUACUUCUCAAACAGAUUGCAUGGGAGCUCCACAAUAUAAGAAGCUCCAGAGGCGAUACAGCAUUGGUGAACUGGAUAACAGCACUAGCACACCUGUGUAUGCUGAAGUGAAGCCCAAAGCUAAGAGUCUCGAAAAGGAGAUGGAGAGAGUGAGGGCCACAGGGCUGAGGCUCCCAACCCCAGUAGAACCAGUCCACACUCAAUCUCACCAGGCAGAGGGGAAGGGGAAAAAGGGUGUGUUUUUCAUUCAAGGUGAAGAGUUACUGUGUGAAAGUAAAGAGGGGGCUGGCGAGGUGCUGCUGACCCUGCCCAGUGAAGACAGUGAUGACAAGGAUAAAUGCUGCUCAUUCUGUUUCUGCUACAGGAAGUGUGAUGCAGCAGAUGAAAGCAGCGAGAAGGAUGAGCUCUCAUAUUCCAUACCCCUUCAGGUCCUUCCAGGCAUGGAGCUAGACUCACGCACCUUUCCUGUAGUAAGCAAAACACUCCAGGUUCUUAACGCAGAGGACUGCAGUGGGGAGGAAGAGGAGGAGGAAGAGGAGGAGCCACAGACACAAGAGAUUGACCUGAGAGCCUGUGGUACACUGGAGGGGAGCCUGGCACGGGUACAGGCUCUACAGGGGAAAACAUUCAGCUUACCCGAUGGUUUCCUAAAUGCCCAGUUGGAUGCUAAUGAGUUGCUUGCUAUCCUCCGUCAGUGUGCUAACAGCCCACAAGCUGAGGGUGAGGCUCGUCUUCAGCCCUCACGGAUUGCAGAGUACAAACAGGAACUGGCAGUGCGCUUCAAAGAAUUCAGAGCAUCUUGUCGACGAGUGGCAAGUGUUGAAAAAAGUCCAACACGUAUGCUUGCUGUUGUCUCAGCUAGCUUUCAAGUGUUGUGUGAACUAACUCAAACCUUCAUCAAAUUGGUCAGAGGAGUUCGUUCAGAAGCCCAAAGGCUGCAGUUGUUGAGAAAAGUUGAGGAAGUAGCUAUCAACUACACUUUGCUUCUGCGUGCGGCAGAAGAAUCAAUGGGACACUCCAGCAGCCUGCCAACAAAGACAGUGAGCCCUCAAGUUUCCUCCAACACCAAUAACAUGAGCUCACUUACUCGACCCAUCAAAACUCUGCCUGCCCAGUAA
Toxotes jaculatrix (banded archerfish) is the source of this 5247-nucleotide messenger RNA. RefSeq names its product FERM and PDZ domain containing 3 (gene frmpd3). Gene Ontology annotation, cellular component: cytoskeleton. Gene Ontology annotation, molecular function: protein binding. The coding region runs from base 67 to 5247 and encodes 1726 amino acids. The transcript has 15 exons. NCBI's taxonomy places the organism in Eukaryota, Metazoa, Chordata, Actinopteri, Toxotidae. The record is from RefSeq and is a predicted model, not a curated record.